Molecule: messenger RNA, 3537 nt
Organism: Plutella xylostella (diamondback moth)
Lineage: Eukaryota; Metazoa; Arthropoda; Insecta; Lepidoptera; Plutellidae
Source: RefSeq, a predicted model, not a curated record
AGGCCGUGAAUUUCCGUCCCAACUGUGGAAUGGCUGGGGCUGUUUUCAGGGCCAGAGUCCCGAAGGGAGCAGCCGCCGUGGAGCAACCCACCGCGCAAACCACUCUCCCGGCGGCUCACUGCCAAGCUAGGCCUGAUGGGCCGGUGGAAGCAGAGAGCCGAGGGGGGUCGAGCGCGGCGGUAGAGCCAGUUGCGGGGCCGAGUGGUUUAUGUACUCACCGGCCGGGGCCGUCACGCGCGCCGCUGGCCGGGGGUGCUGCACCACGGGGCGGCAAGCCCGCGCGCCCGGGGGCCCGCAAGGCACCGGCGCCACGUGGGAGAGCUGCUGGAGCUGCAGCUGGAGUGAGGCGGCCCGCGCAGCUGCCCUCUCUGGCAAAGGAGCACUCCAGCAAGAAGGCCUCCCGUAAUCCCCUGAACAACCCACCUUAACCCACCAAGUCCCUAAACCUAAUUCCUUCAACUUACCCUCCUUAAUCACCAAAUCCUAAAUCCUAUCCCCUCCCUUCCUACCACCAUGUUGAAAAUCUUACAAGCCAACCUCCAACACGCGAAGGCAUCUAGUGCCGUCGCGUGCAAGGUCCUCCAAGAGGAUGGACUGGACAUGGCUUUGUUACAAGAACCGUGGAUCCAUGGAAACACGGUACUGGGACUGACCGCUGCAGGAUUCUGCACUGAUGACCUAGUAGCGGCACACGUAAUGCUACCCGGCUGUGAGGGCAUGAAGCUCAUUGUUAGCUCGGCCUACCUGCCCGGGGAGCACACAGAUCCGUCGACGGCCCUCGCUCCACUGGUGGAGUAUUGUGAGGACCAGAAUGCCCAGCUUGUGAUAGGGGCCGAUUGCAAUUCCCAUCACACAGCCUGGGGCAGUACGGAUACCAACAAGAGAGGUGAGAUCUUGUUCGACUUCCUCCUGACUAACAACUUAGUAACACUAAAUGAUGGAAACACACCAACAUUCGUUACACGUGCGCGUCAGGAGGUUCUAGAUAUAACAAUCUGCACAGAUCUACUUGAAAGACGUGCUUGCAACUGGCAUGUCUCGAAAGAGGCAUCCAUGUCUGAUCACAGACACAUACGAUUCGACAUUGCUCUCAUAGGGAAGAGCCAAGUGGAGACCUUCAGAAAUCCUAAGGCUACAAACUGGGACGUUUAUCGACACCAAGUUUCGGAAAACCUAGGGAUUAUAAAAGGCUCCGUCAAAUCCAUACAGCAACUCGAAUCUACAGUAGAGGAGCUCGUAAGGUGCAUGUUAGAUGCCUACGAGAACAGUUGCCCUCUAAAAACUAGAUGCUCUAACACUAAGGUCCCCUGGUGGAACUCUAACCUGGAGCAUCUAAGAAAAACAGCUCGGAAAGAAUUCAACAGGGCUAAAAUCACAAAGGAAUGGGAUUUGUAUAGGAAAGCCCUCACUGAAUUUAAUCGCGAGCUCCGGAAGGCGAAAAGGCAAUCUUGGAGGCGCUUCUCUAUGGAAAAGGUGAUCAAUCUUCAUAUUAGAAUGGGCUACCUCACACAAAACCCACUACAUGUGAAGCAGCACGCCUAUCAGAAGGGCAAAUCUACGGAAACUGCCCUAAUUGAACUUACUGAUAGGAUUGAGAAAGCACUAGAGGACAAAGAAAUUGCCCUCUGUGCUUUUCUAGAUGUAGAGGGUGCUUUUGAUAACACCUCGACGAAUGUCAUUCUCAAAUGUAUGAGGGACAAAAACAUCGACAACACCACACUUACGUGGAUAGAAUCGAUGCUAACCAACAGGACUGUUAAAACAACACUCCUGGACAAGAGCAUUGAGGUUAAAAUAACAAGAGGAUGUCCCCAAGGCGGCGUACUAUCGCCCCUGGAGUGGUCCAUUGUUGUCGACACCCUGCUCUGUGAGCUCAAUGAAGCUCGCUUCGACACUCAGGGCUACGCUGAUGAUCUCGUCAUAACCAUCGUAGGCAAAAGCGCCAGCACGAUUUCAGAUCUGAUGCAAACAGCCCUUAAGAUGGUAGAGCGCUGGUGCAGGGAGUAUCAACUCUCUGUAAAUGCCAGCAAAACCAUAAUUGUACCGUUCACCCGAAGAAGGAUCCUAGAUGGUCUGAGACCACCGGUUCUCUUUGGGGAAACGGUAAACUUCUCCAAAGAAGCCAAAUAUCUUGGUGUAAUCCUAGAUCAGAAGCUGACUUGGAAUCAACAUCUGCAGUACAUAGCCCAGAAAGCUAAGUGCGCUAUGGGAUCGUGCUGUAGACUAGUUGGGAAAAAAUGGGGCCUUAAGCCGAAGUUAACCCUUUGGCUAUACGAAGCCGUAGUGAGACCUAUGGUUACAUACGGCUGCGUAGUAUGGCACAGGAAAACCCAACAAAAAACCUGUCAAGAUCAAUUAAGUAGUCUUCAAAGGUUAGCGUGUCUGAUGGCCACUGGAGCUAUAAGGUCCACUCCGACAGCAGCGAUGGAAGCCAUGCUGAAUCUUAGCCCUUUACACAUACAUGUGCAGAAAGAGGCUCGAUCAGCUAUGCUACGGGCUGCUGAAGGAGGCAGGAACCGAUGGCACUCGGCUGUGUUCAGCUCGCUCCACCGAGAGCUUCUCAGUACCCAUGCCAUGGCGAUGCCUUCCGACGCUAUGGAAACGGAGUACUGUUUCUCAAGGCUCUUCUCAGUUGAGAUACCAGAAAGGGAGAAGUGGAAUGAUGAUAAGGCCCUUCAAACUUUCCGGUCGGGAGACAUUGUGUGGUACACCGAUGGAUCCAAAAAGGAAGGCCUGGCAGGUUCAGGCAUUUACGGAGAAAGGCCAAGAGCGCGCAAAUAUGCGAGCCUGGGAAGGUUUGCCUCCGUAUUCCAAGCCGAGAUAUAUGCCAUCAUUGGAUGUGCAUACGAAAACCUGGAUAGAGCCUUCACUCGGAGGAAUAUAUUUAUUCUGUCAGACAGCCAAGCUGCUCUUAAAGCAUUGACUUCUGCAGAAGUUAACUCCAAACUUAUAAUAGAGUGCAUCCUCAUCCUGAACAAAAUUGGAGCUAACAAUAGAGUGACCCUGCGAUGGGUGCCCGGACAUUGUGGCAUCAAUGGCAAUGAGGAAGCAGAUGAACUCGCACGUCUGGGAGCAGAAAGCCUACCGUUGGGCCCCGAGCCCAUCAUCGGGCUACCAAAAUGCACCAGUCGUCGCGAGAUCAAGGACUGGGCACAGAACCAAAGCUUAGAGGCUUGGAAUAAUGUACCAGGGCAACAUCAUGCAAGAGCCCUAAUCGUGGGCUAUUCGCAGAAAUUUACGCGUCGAGCGUUAGAGCUCACACGCAACCAGUUAAGGGUCUUGACAAGAACCUUAUCAGGUCACUGUAGGUUGAACAGUCACUUACAUAAAAUGGGUCUGUCCGAUACUCCAACUUGUAGAUUUUGCAAUGAAGAGGACGAAACGCCCAUGCAUAUUCUCUGUGAAUGUGAGGCCAUCAUUCACAAGAGAAACAGAAUCUUGGGCGGCUACAAAUUAGCCCCCAUAGAUGUCAGGUCUCUCCCUCCAGGUAAGAUCAUCAGGUUUAUAAAAGACCUGGGCCUGGAUAGUGAGAUUUGA